Molecule: messenger RNA, 820 nt
Organism: Sphaeramia orbicularis (orbiculate cardinalfish)
Lineage: Eukaryota; Metazoa; Chordata; Actinopteri; Kurtiformes; Apogonidae
Product: fibroblast growth factor-binding protein 2-like
Exons: 3
Coding region: 73-771 (232 amino acids)
Biological process (GO): cell-cell signaling
Molecular function (GO): growth factor binding
Source: RefSeq, a predicted model, not a curated record
UCUAUUAUAGGAGUGCUGGCGGCCCCCUCCGUUCUCACAGCGUCUCAGAGCCGCGGAGCGUCACAUGUGACCAUGACCAUCCUGCCCUUCAGCUUCCUCUUCCUCCUCCUCUGCCUCCCAUCCCUCACCGAGGCCAAGCGACAACCCGGUCAGGGAAAACCUGAAAAACCCCGGGAGCCCCCGCCGUCACCAGUACCAGCCAAGAGACCCCGGAACCGCUCAGUCCCCGGGUCUGGAGAACUGAGCACUAAGGAUGGGCAUCGCUGUAUCUGGCAAACAUCUGGUGAAGGCCUGGUGAGCCUGAUGGUGAACUGCACCACCGAGACCGCAGAGCAGCACAGGUACUGGUGUCGCUACGCUGGUAAGCCAGACCUUUGCCAGGCCUACGGGGUUAAAUCCAGUCAGUACUGGAAGCAACUGGUGGGGAAACUGAAGAAGAGGCAGAACGCCUGCGAAGGAGAGAAAGUCCUGAAGGCCAAGACCUGCAAGAAGGCACCAGCUGAAGCCCACAUGAAGCUAGCCCAACACAGCGGAGACGACGAUAAAAAGGCCGGGAAAAAGAAGGGGGUGGCGCCCAGGAAGAACUCGGACGGAGGGAAGGCAGACAAGAAGAAGAAGGAAGAAGAUGAGGAAGAAGAGAAGAAGAAGAGAGAGGAGAGGACUGGUUUUGAUGAGGAGGGGGUGGUGAAUGACAUGGAGCCGGUGCAGAGCUACUGCAGCCAGGGGUGGCACUCCGUCUGCUCAUUCUUUGUCAGGUUUUUUGAGGGCUGAUGAGUUUAAAAAAAAAAAAUCUACACUUCAUUUCACAUUAUUUCCAAAA